Messenger RNA from Polyodon spathula (Mississippi paddlefish), 4501 nucleotides. RefSeq names its product extracellular sulfatase Sulf-1-like. Gene Ontology annotation, molecular function: calcium ion binding; N-acetylglucosamine-6-sulfatase activity; glycosaminoglycan binding. The coding region runs from base 309 to 3704 and encodes 1131 amino acids. The transcript has 19 exons. Gene Ontology annotation, cellular component: Golgi apparatus; cell surface; plasma membrane. NCBI's taxonomy places the organism in Eukaryota, Metazoa, Chordata, Actinopteri, Acipenseriformes, Polyodontidae. The record is from RefSeq and is a predicted model, not a curated record.
GCCCAGCAGUCUUCCUGAUUGGAUUGGGUAGUUUGUCUUGACACACCACUGUGCUGAGUGCUUGAGGACGUGUUUCAACAGAUGGUUGGGGUUAGUGUGUGUCAUCACAUUCGAGAAGGGAUUUGAGAAGGAAGGUUGUCUUCCAGGAGCUGUGUGGUCCUUGAGUGUGAACCCUCACAAGAAAGGGGGAAAGGAGACAAGGGGGAAUCCUGUUUAAACAAGAGGAACACUUUUUUUUCAGACUAACAUCAAAACUCCAGUUACCGAUUACAUCCGAGGGAUAGUUGGGUGGCAUCAGACCUGCCACAAUGAAGUAUCUCUGUUUUGCCUUUUUUCUGGUUCUGUUCAUUAUUGAAUUGCAAAGAUGUGAUGGAUCAACAACAAGAGGACAGGGGCUGAAAGGGCGCAUGCAGCGGGACAGACGCAACAUCAGACCCAACAUUAUCCUGAUCCUCACUGACGACCAGGAUGUCGAGCUUGGCUCUAUGCAGGUGAUGAACAAAACUAGGAAAAUAAUGGAACAGGGAGGUGCGUCUUUCACAAACGCCUUCGUAAGCACACCAAUGUGUUGUCCUUCACGGUCCUCCAUUUUGACAGGGAAGUAUGUCCACAAUCACAACACGUACACCAACAACGAGAACUGCUCUUCUCCUUCAUGGCAGGCCCAGCACGAGCCCCGGUCCUUCGCUGUGUACCUCAACAACACAGGCUACAGAACAGCUUUCUUUGGAAAAUACCUCAAUGAAUACAAUGGUAGCUACAUUCCACCAGGGUGGCGGGAAUGGGUUGGGCUGAUAAAAAAUUCCCGCUUUUAUAAUUACACCGUCUGUCGGAACGGCUACAAGGAAAAGCAUGGAUCCGAUUACGCCAAGGAUUAUUUCACAGAUUUAAUUACCAACGACAGCAUUAAUUACUUCAGAAUCUCCAAACGGAUCUACCCUCACAGACCGGUAAUGAUGGUCAUCAGCCAUGCCGCCCCACACGGACCAGAGGACUCGGCUCCACAGUUCUCAGAGCACUUCCCCAAUGCCUCCCAGCACAUUACACCCAGUUACAACUAUGCACCCAACAUGGAUAAGCAUUGGAUUAUGCAAUACACUGGCCCGAUGAGGCCCAUAAACAUGGAAUUUACCAAUUUUCUGCAUCGGAAAAGAUUGCAGACGCUUCUGUCUGUGGAUGAUUCUGUUGAAAAGGUAUAUGAAAUGCUUGUGGAGACUGGAGAGCUGGACAACACCUAUGUCAUAUACACAGCUGAUCAUGGCUAUCAUAUCGGGCAGUUUGGUCUAGUGAAAGGAAAAUCCAUGCCUUAUGAUUUUGACAUCAGAGUCCCUUUCUUUGUCCGUGGUCCCAACAUUGAGCCAGGAUCAAUCAAUCCUCAUAUGAUUUUAAAUAUUGACCUUGCUCCAACAAUUCUGGACAUCGCAGGACUCGAUACGCCUCCAGAUAUGGAUGGAAAAUCUAUCUUAAAACUAUUGGAACCAGAAAAAACUGGAAACAGGUUCAGAUCAAAUCGAAAACCCAAAGUUUGGCGGGAUACAAUCCUUGUGGAGAGAGGCAAGUUUCUUCGUAAGAAGGAGGAGAGCAGCAACAAUAACAUGCAGCAGUCUAAUAACCUGCCCAAGUACGAGAGGGUGAAGGAGCUGUGCCAGCAAGCAAAAUACCAGAGCGCCUGUGAGCAGCCCGGCCAGAAAUGGCAGUGUAUUGAGGACACGUCAGGCAAGCUGCGAAUUCACAAAUGCAAAGGGUCUCUGAAAGUUUCAGCAAAAAGAAAGCGGACAAGGAGCCUGCGAUCCAGAGGGUACAGUUCCAAGGAGAAGGAGUGUGACUGCGGGAAGAUCGACUACAAGCCAGCCAGAGGGGAACGACGGAAUCAAAGACAGCUUUCUCAGACUAACCAAAGGUACAAGCCACGCUUUGUUCACACUCGGCCAACAAGGUCCCUGUCGGUAGAAUUUGAGGGGCAAAUUUACGAUAUUGACCUUGAGGAAGAGGCACAGCCAGUCUACGAGCCAAGGAACAUCAGCAAGCGCCACUUUGACUUGGAGCAGGAGGAUUUUGAAGAAAUGCUGGCUGAUGAUAAUGCAGUGGGUCAGCCCAACUCUAUAAAAGUCACUCACAAAUGUUACAUUCUGGCCAAUGACACAGUGCAUUGUGAGAGAGAAAUCUACCAGUCAUCCAGGGCCUGGAGGAAUCACAAGAGCUACAUCGCCCUAGAGAUUGAAGCUCUUCAAGACAAAAUUAAGAAUUUGAGAGAAGUAAGGGGACAUCUAAAGCGAAGACGACCAGAUGAAUGUGACUGUAGUAAGAGUUACUUUAACAAAGAAAAGUUGCAGAGAAACAAAGAAAAACUGAAAAAUAGCAACCACCAUCUCCAUCCCUUUAAGGAAGCAUUACAAGAGGUUGAUGGUAAAGUACAGAACUUUAAUGAAAGUCGGAGAAAAAAAAAGGAGAGAAAGCAAAAGAAGCGCUUGAAGAAAGGGGAUGACUGCAGUCUGCCAGGCCUCACCUGUUUUACACACGACAACGACCACUGGCAGACCGCACCCUUCUGGAACUUGGGGUCGUUCUGUGCCUGUACUAGUGCCAAUAACAACACUUACUGGUGUUUACGAACAAUUAACGACACACAUAAUAUCCUCUUUUGUGAGUUUGCUACUGGCUUCUUGGAAUAUUUUGACAUGAACAGUGAUCCUUAUCAGCUGACAAAUGCAGUGCACACUGUUGACAGAGAAGUCCUGAACGAGCUUCAUCUACAGUUAAUGGAGCUGAGAAGCUGCCAGGGUCAUAGACAGUGUAACCCUAGGUCUAGGGGACUUGAAACAGAGAAGAGCAACUAUGGAAUGGAUGGGAAGGCUAAACUGCCAAACUUUACUGAGGACAUCAACUGGCAAGGACUGGAAGAUUUGUACAGUGUGAAUGAGACGUUGUUUGGGAACAGAUACAAUUAUAGUCUUAGCCUGGAUGACUGGACUAAUUAUUGGAAGGCUGUAGAUAGUAUGUUUGCACUGCUAAGAAUAUUUUAUGAACAAAAUGAAACAAAUGAGUCUGAUGCCCUUAAUGAGGAUGGGGCUUCAUCUGACUUCUUCACAGGGUCCGGGUCGGGGGAAAUGUCCCCUGUGGAAGACCAAUCAAGCAGUACAGGGUCCGGGUCGGGGGAAAUGCCCCCUACGGAAGACGAAUCAAGCAGUGCAGUGACGUCCACGGGUAACAUGCAGCCUGCUGUGCCCACACCGGACUCUGAAACUGUAAGAUUCAGUACAGAUUUUAAAACUGAAUCCCAUAAUGACAUACCUGAGAGAGUCCGUCCGGACUUGGAAUACUGGAGGAGAGCUCAAAAGGAUACGUGGGCCAGACAGAUGGAAGAGGACUUGGACAAUGACGGGUUCGUUUUCAGUGGAAACGAUUUGACCGAGAUGGAGACCAGACAUGGCUUUGUCCUCCAGUCAGUCUCCCAUCUUCAGCAGGAAGUUACCCGAAAUGACGUUGAGGAGGAGGACAUAUUCAAAGGCCACGGUUACCUUCCAGUAGAUCCAGACAGCCCCUUCUUUCACCAAACUGCGAAUCUGACAACACAGAUAGGAGCUACUGCUCCACAUAAAGAAGCAACCACACAGAACGGGAGCAAAAAUGAUCCAACCGAACAACAAACCUCUGAAAACUUCAGCACAGAAGGCAGUGGCUUGUCUUCCCAUACCUUCAAAUAAAUAAGUUUUAAAGUAGCACAUUAAGACGACAGACUCCAGAAGGCAUGAAGAGACAAUGGGACAUAUGUCAUUGCCAAAUGGGUCUGAUUAUCUCAGAAUCAAAAGUAGAGAUUUCCAGGUUUAGAAAUGGUGCAUUGUAUUUGUAAUAUUUUUAUUUGUUCAAUUUUUUAUUUUAAUUUUUUUUUUUUUUUUUUUUUUUACAGGUGCUAAAAUAUUUAGACCACAGUGCUAACUAACACGUAUAGCCCAAACCAAAUGUAGCUUUUCUUCAAAUUUAAAUUCCAAGCUGAUUUACUGGAUUAAGCAAUUAUUUGCAAGCACAGGUCUGUCAUUAAUGUCUGUUUCACCAACUUGAUUUGUUUGAUUCAUUCAGUUAGUGAAUCAAUUCAACAAAUUUGUUUGUUUGAUUCACUGAUUCACUAACGUGAAAUAAAUACAUCUUGCUGAAUUACUUGGUUAUGAAAAUGUGUUUGAACGGAAAAAUUCCUGAAAUGAUAAUUGAUUGUCUAGGAAGGGUGUCAAACUCAUCUGGCAGCAAGGGCCAUUUAAGUGAAUACUUGUUCACUUGAUGGACCGCACCGUAAAAAAAAAAAAAAAAAAAAAAAAAAAAAAAGUUAUGCAUCGUAAUGUACCUGAAAAUGUCUAUAGAAAUUGUAUGGAGGCCAAUAUACUCAAAUAUACUACUUUACAAAAAACACAUUACCCCCACUGCACGAUUCCGUGUCAUCAAUAAGUAUGCAGGCACGGUUUCAAUCACUUAUUCAACAUAUUACUUAAUGUAUUUUAUAGUACAAAAA